GUUUUCCUGUCGAAUCGGAAGCUAACUUCGGUUCCGUGGUGCUGCUGACAGUCGGUGGAGUAAUCCAGAGGAACUUUCACUUUAGCAGCCAUGCCAGGGCGGUUUGUGGUGACUCAGCCAGCUCUGGACACCGAACACCGUCCGAGUUCAACCGACUGUCAGUACAACAACCCCACCGUUUCUGUCUGAGCACCAAGCAGGAGUGAAGCUUGGUGACGGAGGAUGGAUGGAGUCAGCUGGAGCACCACCAGGUCCCAGGAGUCCUUCAGUCGCUCCACGACGGCAACAGCUGACACUCUGUCCAGACUCGCGAGCUUCAUUUCCCAGGCCGAGGCCAAACAUCACACCAGGAACCAGAGGCAGCUAGCGAACCACCUGCCCACGUAUGCUUGUAAAGAAUGUAGUAAGGGUUUCACCUGUGCAGCAGAUCUGUUGCAGCACCAGGAGCUGAAGCACACCUUGCCGAAGCCUCACAGGUGCCCCUCCUGUGGGCAGGAGUUCUCUUUGAAGUCGUCCUUACAGCUGCACAAGUGCGAUCAUGAAUCCACCCGAUGUGAACUCUGUCACGGGGCGUCACGACUCGGUUCUCCAUGUUCUGCGUGCACGAAUUGCGCACCAGAUCCUGGCAGGUCACAGGAUAAGUCUCUCCACCGGCAGCCUCACCUCCUGGACAGCAGCCCAUAUGCAUGUGCUCCGUGUGGGAGAGGCUUCAGCCACAAACAGGCCCUGCUGCACCACCAGCAGGCUGGAUGUAGUGAGCCGCUGUUGGAUGUAGCUGAUGCUAGUAGCCUUCCAGAUGAUUCUCCUCCUGUUUCCGAGGGGGACUCCACUCGCUCUGAUUCUCCGGACACACCAGGACCAAGCGGCAGAGCUGUCAACAUGUGCCAUCCUUGUUCCAGGACGUUCCGCACAGAAGCUGGACUGCAGCGCCACAGACUGAUCAGCCAUGCUGGGGAGGAACAAAACACCAAAGCACACGGCACCAGCGGAGAGGCAAGGAAAGAAAGGAACGCCAAGACAGCCAGAGAUCCAAAUAAAGGUCCUAAAUCCCAAAAGAAGCUCCUGACUUGUCGCUCUUGUGACAAGGUUUUCAGGAGCACUUCUAAACUGUACGUGCACAGAACAGAGAAGCACAGCAGAGAGAAGCAGAUCAGGAGGGAAACGAGGCCGGUCAUCAGUAAGCGAAGGAGAGGAGGAACGUAUCCAUGUCAGAUCUGCAGCAAAGUCUUCUUCCAUCAUUUAUCACUGGGGGCACAUUACAGACAGCACACCGCCUGGAGCUUCACCGCCAUGAAGAACAAACAGUCUGUGAAAUGUCCCACCAAAGACUCCAGGUUAUCAGAAAACCCACCAAAUAAAGUAGCAGGGAAUAAGACUGUUAAGGCUGGACCAGGGAGGGCCAGGAAGGCGUCCAAGGCUGAUGAAUCACAGGUAAGUAGAGAAGUGCCUGAAGUGAAGCAGGAGGAGGAGGAGGAAGUAGAGGAAGAGAAGGAGGUUGAGGAAGAAGAAGAAGAAGAAGAGGAGGAGGAGGAGGAGGAGGAGGAGGAGAGAGAGUUUCCAUGCCCGUCCUGUGCAGAGGUUUUCUCUCUGCAGUGGCAGCUGAAGGAGCACGUUGAGCUCCACCAGUCCUCGGUGAAGAGGCGACACUGCAGCGUCUGCAAGAGCGACAUGAACACCUGCAGAUGGCCGAGCUCCAAGAGGCAGCGUCUGUACCACUGUGUUCCCUGCCAGCAGGGCUUCUCAGCUCUGGACUCCUUCCUAGAACACUGUCAGGAGCAUCUGAGAGCCAGAGUGGAGGAGGACAGAAUCCUGGAGGCCAGCAAAGCCUGAAGUUUCAGUUUGAAUGUCAUCAAUGGUUGCCUUUUCUGUUUUCUUCCCUUUUUUUUUUUUUUGUUUUAAAGGGUUGGAUGGUUUCGGAUGAUGAAAUCUCUGUGAAAUUCUUGUCGAGUUACUGGUCCACUGAUUCAGAACAUCUUGUUUUAUUCAUCUGCUGUUGACUUAUUGGUGACAUGUCAAGGGUUUAAGCGUGUGCAUUGUUAAAGAACCAUACUGGAGUGUUUAUAAUAAGACCUUUCCAGAGAACACCAUAGUACCUGUCAGAUUUUCAGAUGUUUUCUACAUUCUUUGCAGCCACUUGAUUGUUUUACAUGACAGUAUUCUAGUGAAAUCCAUCACAGCGGCCAUCAGAAAGCAGCCUAGUUUAAGAUACAUUUAGUUUGAUUACACCAUAAAGAUGACAUAAUGUUGAUUAAAGCUAAAAUGUGAUCGAUUGCUAUUGUCUGCAUGUUGAUUUGCACACUUGAAUAAAAUGCACUGACAGCUAUAAAAGCCUGAACAACCGAAGAAAACACACCCAGUAUGAUUCUUUUACAGAGUUUGGCCAAUCUGUUGUCGUUCUGCUGCCGCUGACACGUCGUCGUUUCAUCCUGACGAGCGCCUCGUUUCCCACAAGCACCUCAUGAAACAAAGAUGAUCAGACUUAAACUAAAUUCAUUUGUCUUAAAGGUGCCUUUUGGGAAACAAGCUACAUUCUAGCCAAACCACUGUCUGACGUCUUGUUUGCCGCAGUCCGUUUUCACACCAGAAAUCUGCAGUGCUUCGUUUAAUUAAAGUCAAAUAUAUUUUUGGCUGUAUUUUACGAAUUUUUCUUCCAGUUUUGGCAAUGAUUCUCCACAGAUUGGCAGGAACUCCAGUGUUUUCCUUGUUCACUCUUGUACUUGACCAGGUAUCUGCAGCACUGCUUGGAGUUGGUCUGACUCAUCAGAUGUGGACUUCAGGGCUGAUAUUUCUGUUGUACUUUAAAUUAGCAUUUUUCCUUCCCUUCUAAAUUUCACAUUUUGCCAGAUUUGAAUCCUGCAAUACUGCAGCCCAGUUUGUUUUUUUAUGUGAAUUGGCCAUUUUAAAUGACAGCCCCUGUGUGCAGGCAUUCCACCAUUUCAAUCCUUCACUCUUUGGAGGGGGCACUGUUGCUGCAUCCUGGGCUCAACAUCAAACAAUUGUAAUUGGAUUAAAGUAAUACAAAUGAGUGUUUUCACCCGUAGUAUCGAAUGCUAAUCAGGUGCAGCCAGACCAUUCUCCAGUCCCGACACAGUGCUGUGGACAUGCGUCUCCAUGCAGUGGUUUCAAGUGGGGUGGUUGUAGUUGUUGCCAUAAUCGAUCAAUGAACAAACUUGGCUUUCGUAGGUACUUCUUCCCAGUAUAAUGCCUUUUAUUUAGGCCUGUCUUUUGGCUGGUAUGAACUCGGGUCAUUUUCUUGCUAUGCAAACAGAUGAAUCAAUAACAGCCCCUCGGUGUGACUGCGACGCUUGAUAAAUGCACUUUGGGGAGUGAACUAGAAUCAACAUGAAUUUUUUUUUUUUUUUUUUAUUCUAAACAAUUUUCAGCUACUGUUUUCAAAGUGCUACUGUGAAAAUGUGGAACAUGAUUUACCAGGUUUUGAAGCUUCCAUUUUUCCAGGUCUUUUGUAAAUUAGUAUAUGGCUCUUUGUAGAUGACAUAAUUAAAACUUAACUGUUCUCAA
Molecule: messenger RNA, 3519 nt
Organism: Acanthochromis polyacanthus (spiny chromis)
Lineage: Eukaryota; Metazoa; Chordata; Actinopteri; Pomacentridae
Exons: 2
Coding region: 223-1830 (535 amino acids)
Source: RefSeq, a predicted model, not a curated record